Molecule: messenger RNA, 1133 nt
Organism: Arachis ipaensis
Lineage: Eukaryota; Viridiplantae; Streptophyta; Magnoliopsida; Fabales; Fabaceae
Source: RefSeq, a predicted model, not a curated record
UUUUAUCAAAUGGGGCCAUAACUGACUCAUCUAGACAUCUACUGGACAAGACUUGGUUGUUAUAGUUUAUUCAUAGAUUUUCUUUUUCCUGUGUUGUUUUUUUUCCCUAUAUUUGAAGGCUUUUGAGUGUGGUUUAUUAUGAUCUUUGCUUCAUGCUUUCUUUAGUUAUUUACUUUUUUAUGCUUCAACUGCGUUUUGAAUAAGUGGUCCCUGAGUAAAAUCUUUUGGACAGCCUUGUACUCCCUACAAAGUUAAAAUUUGGAGUCCGCACUGCGGAACAUUCCCUAACUUAUACAGAGAUUUCGUGCAGGAAGAGGCGAAACACCAAGAAUCAAAGGACAAGGUGGCAGCGAUGGCGAUGGUGAGGAGGCAAAGGAUGUUGGAAUGCGAAAAGGAAAACAUGGAGAAGAAGCCCUUCAUGGACAUACAAACUGAGAUCAAGAGAUUCAGGCAAACAACACUUGAUUUGAUUUUCAUUUUUAGCAUUCAGCAACAAUCGUUACAAAUCAGUAACAACAGCAGCAAGAAAAUUUCAACAAAAGCUUCAGGAAUUAAAAAAAGAGCAACAGCACAAAAUCAAUUAUUUGAUUUUUCAUUAACCCAGUCACAGUUUCACAUUAAAAAAUCAACAACAAGGCAUAAAAGGAAGAGAAGAACCGAAGUAAAGGCAGUGCCGCUAACCUUCGACGACGACAUGGACAGUGCCCGGCGAGACGACAGCGAGGGGCAACACAGCGGCGAGCUGCUCCAAGUUCGAGAGAAUCCAGGGAGGACGGGGACAGGGGGAAGGAGGACGCCGAACUACGAGAGAGGAAGCAGAGGCGCCGACAGCACGGACGGCGGCGGCACCGCGGCAGAACGGUUGCAGGGAGAACCUAGGGUUUUGGUAGGGUGAAUUUGGAAGGUGCUAUGGGUUCAUACUUCAGGUGAUAGUGAUAUAUGAUUCACGUAUUGGGGAAAUGGGUGGGUGCUAGGGGAAAUGGGUGGGUGUUACUUGUUAGGGGGAAGGGGUGGGUUUGGAAAGUGGAUCAGACCAUUUUUUAAGUCGGUUUUUGAUUGAACCGAUUAGACCGGUCGGUCUGACCGGAUUUUAGAAUAUUGAAAUUGGUUUUAUUUUGGUUAAUUAAAAAAUU